This is a messenger RNA of Tremella mesenterica DSM 1558, 1305 nucleotides long. RefSeq lists its product as uncharacterized. The record is from RefSeq and is a predicted model, not a curated record. Bases 1 to 1305 code for a protein of 434 amino acids. The transcript has 16 exons. NCBI's taxonomy places the organism in Eukaryota, Fungi, Basidiomycota, Tremellomycetes, Tremellales, Tremellaceae.
AUGCAGGCUCCUCGAUUUCGAUUCAACGAGCGCGAGGCUAACCCAAACCCGUACAUAGCGUUCAUACGUGCUUUGAAGGGCAAGAAAGACCACGAUGAUGCUGAGCAGAUGCUAAAAGCGGUUGCCGCACAGAUGAACAAAAUCAUGAAGAACCGUUUCAUGUUCGUUGGUACUCUCGAAGAGGCGGAAUAUAAUCGCGUAUUUGCGGGUAGGAAUUGGAAUCAUGGGCAAACGAUAGAGCUUGUGUUACGUGGUGCUAGUGGGAGGUUCUUGCCCCUGCCAUACAUCAUCUCCGUCAUGUGUCAUGAGAUGGCUCAUAUAGAGCUCAUGGCUGAAAUCAAGACUGAAGUAAGAGCUUUACAAGCAAAAGGAUAUUACGGGGACGGCUUCUGGUCUGAUGGGAAGAGACUCAGAGAUAGCGUCAAAGCGGGUGCUGAGUGGCUGCGCCCCUCUGAUUUUCCCGAGUACGUCUGUGGUGUGACAGCUUCCGAUGGCAAGAAAGCCAAGCCGCCCAGUAGAGGCCCUCGAUCAUCUCAUUCAGGUCUGGUACAAGGCGAGGCCUCAAAUCGAUCAGGCAGGCAAACGGAAUAUCGACGGAAAGCAGGGACCAGAAAUCAAGUUGACAUGGGAACCGAAGGUUCGAGGCUUGACGGGAGAAGAGAAAUUACUGCUGAGGAUCGGGAACGACGGAAAUCAGCCAUUGAAGAGGAGCAGAAACGUUUGGUCAAGACUGGUUUAGCAGUAACUACAGCCAAGCGAAGAGCCGCUGAGACUUGGGACAGGCGAAAUCCGUGGUUCAAAGAAGGUAAUACGAGAGGCAAAGUAGCAAAAUCCAAGACAGCAGCAGAGAUCCGUGCCGUAGCUGCCGAAAAGAGGCUCAAAUCUCUCAGCGGAGCUCCUGUCAAACUUGAGAUCAUGCCUGAUGACGAUGAAGACGAUUACCUCCAUCAUCUCAAAAACGAAUUCGACAGUGAUGCUGAUGAUGUGCCCGAUCCCCAUGUCGACGCAGAGGACAGGAAAAGAGAGAUGGAACAUGACAUGACGGAUGCUGAACGAGAAGGAUUGCGGGGAGGUUGGGAACAAUUCAUUAAAUCUGAACCCGGACUGGGGGACGAUUUGCCUGACGUGGGAUCAUCUCGAGAGGGAUCUAGCAGCGAAAAGGCAAACCUCGUCGUCAAACACGGCAGGCUGGGCCACGAUGAAGGGGGUGAUUGGAGUUGUCAAAUGUGCACUUUUCUCAAUCGAGGCGGUCGAAAUAGAUGUGAGAUGUGCGAGGGAAUACGACAUGGUUAUCUCGCGACGUAG